Messenger RNA from Opisthorchis viverrini, 1947 nucleotides. RefSeq lists its product as hypothetical. Bases 1 to 1947 code for a protein of 648 amino acids. Lineage: Eukaryota; Metazoa; Platyhelminthes; Trematoda; Opisthorchiida; Opisthorchiidae. The record is from RefSeq and is a predicted model, not a curated record. The transcript has a single exon.
AUGCUAAGUAGCGAUCUUAGCUGUUAUAAAUCAGUGGAGAACAUUCAUGGGUUACUGGGCAACAACGAAUAUUCCGAUGAAGAAAUACACGUUAGUUGUGAGGCAGCCGGAAGUAGAAAUAAGGUCAACUUGGAAAAUGUGACGCGGUCAUCCCUAUACGAAGUUUUAGGGGAUGAUAAAAUUCCUGAAUUUUAUUGGCAGGCAUUAGAAGAUGCUGUGAAAAGGAGAACGAAGAGAACACCUUCGAAAGUGUCAGUUGAUCCAAAGAGUACUUCAGUUCCUUCUCGGAUGCCAUGGAGGAAUAAAUACGCUAAUUCAUCGGAACUAUUUGGCAAGCUUACCACGUGUUCUCCACGUCCAGGACAGCCAGUGCUAUUUCAAAGUUCAAAGCCAACUGCACACCAUACAGGCCGCAGUUUCACAGGCCGAAUGCAACAGGACAAACAAUGUACUAAUCCAAGAUCGAAUUAUUCUCGAUCAGUUGGCUUAUGCCAGAAAGCAGGUCCUCACGGUGAGGAUUUGUAUAGAUCGAUCUCGGCCACGCUUUCUACACAAGAAACUCGAACAUGCGAUUUACACACUCCUCCAUCGCCAUUGAGAAGCCUUACUCCACCUUUCUGUACCCCGAACACAAAAUCAUAUAAUUCAUCGGAUAAGCUGUCUCACUCAAAGAAUAAGGACGUAUCGGGUGGUAAUGACAAAGUGUUGUCUAAGGGUAACAUAAGUAGGCUCAGUCCAAGUAAUAGGGAUAAAGUGACACAAGAUUUACGGCAAUCUCCCAAAUUCACAAAUCCAACCAGAUUAACAAGAACACUUCCUGCAGUUGUGGUGCGAUCAACAGCACUCAAGACUGACUCAUAUGGAGGUCGACCGGCCAUGACCAAGGAUAAUCAGACCCAGACGGAUCCAGUUGCACCUAAAAUUGAGACUAAUCGACGACGAACCGCCAGAUCUCCAAUAGUCUCUGGUGAUCAAUCGAUCAGCAGUACAGCUCGAUGCUUCACGCCUUCAACCGUGGAAGACGUGAAAGUCAACCCAGAAAGCCAAAAGCAUAAGAAACCCGUAGAUUACUCAAAUAUAAGUUGCGGCAGAUGUGUGUCACCAAUGAGUGUGUCUCGAGCAAGUAUUCUUGGUUUGCCCUCACCACUGGAUAGAUGGGAUGAUGAACCUUCCCCAACCUGGGAAAACCUAGAGACAGCGGACACCUGUCCACCAUUGUCAAGCCCUAAACUGUCAGCGCUAUCCCCGGCUCGUGCUCAAAAUAUAUCUUACCCUUUGGAAAACGAACAAAGCGGUAAAUGCGUUGGUAUGGCGAAAAAGCUGUCGAUACCGGGAGUGUACUCAUCUAAAAGGUCUUAUGUGAAGAAACCAGGUGGCACAAUGAAAGCAAUGGUCAAAAGGUCCCGGAGAACUUUUCGCAUCAAUUCUGAGACUUCAGCCCCCACCAGAAAUACUUCUGCUCCGCCUGAUGUAGCUAAAGAUCAUCCUACGGAAAAUCUUUUUCAGUCGGCUCUGAAAAGUAAACAUCCGGACAAAAUGAGCCCAUCGCAAAAAUCACCAAGUCCGAGUUCUGAUCGACACACUUGCAGAACACAAGAUACACAAUGCAACGGAGCUUGUUAUCUUAGAUGUUCAGUACCAGUUCUUCACAACCCUGUUUUAUCACCAAGUUAUCCGCUGUUUGCUUUAGCCUGUCCGGUCAUGCCGUUUCUUACGUCCAACACACGCCCGUGCCACAGAUGUCAAAAUUUGUCCACCCUUCAAACGGACCUACAUAAGUAUGCUUCACAGGGUCUUCCCUCCUUUUGGUUCGACAGCCAAAUACACAGAAAUAGUGGACAGGCGGAUUCAAAAUCACCUUAUCUUUCCAAAAGUGAACCUUUUUCAUUAAAUGACUCGUCGAGAACUUCGCGUAUCCGCCGAAAACGGGAAAAGUGGAACUUUUGA